Messenger RNA from Hyaloscypha bicolor E, 1525 nucleotides. RefSeq lists its product as uncharacterized. Gene Ontology annotation, molecular function: metallopeptidase activity. The record is from RefSeq and is a predicted model, not a curated record. The transcript has 5 exons. Bases 292 to 1419 code for a protein of 375 amino acids. Lineage: Eukaryota; Fungi; Ascomycota; Leotiomycetes; Helotiales; Hyaloscyphaceae.
UUCCCCACCAACUGCAGACAUCCAACAGAAUGGGAUCCUAAUGUGAUACUACGACGGAAUUGGGGAGGCCGGCCGCCGGCCAUGGCGCAGCUUUACCUGGGCAUAUGUAAUUGUCCUUCAUUAUCAAUCUUCGAUUCUCUCAUGGCAAGACUUCCGGAAUAAGUACCAACGUACUUCAAAAUAGAUUUCUAUGCCGAGAUAAUAUGGCUGUGCUUUGAGGCCGGCCUGGCCGGCCGGACUCAUCUAAUCAACAGGAAGGUAGGAUUGUGCAGGCUUGAAAGGUUACGAAGGAUGUUGGAAAUCCCAAAGAAAAGAGGAUUCUCAGAAUUCGCAUAUAACACGCCGAAAGUACAGGAGAGAUCUUUUGAAAUCACUCAAUAUUGUCUGAAUCAUACUAUACUUUCCCUUUUCACCACCCCUAGCAUGUCUCCAAGCACUCUCUGCACAGCCUCGCAGCUGGUAAUCGCUGCUAUCUGGUUAUUUUCACUCUCUCCCACCCUCUGUACAGCAUGGAGUAUAGCCCCCGAUUGUGCGGCUUUCCCUCAGGUUUCAGCAGAAAUGACCGGCGCACUUAACAUGGCAAUAUACGGGAGGAUGAGAGCUGCCAACGAUCCGCCUCGUCUAGGCACGUCGAUGGCCGACUUACUCGCAGCGCCAAAUGAAAAUGAUCCCGAUAACCUCCAACUCGUUCAAACAUGGUUUGAAAACGUCGUCGACGCUGCUAGCGUUCCGAGCCCGGGCGGGAUAGUGAUUCACUGUUCUGACGCUCAUUUAAACCCGACCGACGCAGCGAAUAGAAAGUAUAUUGACGCCGAGAGGGGUAAUACGGUAGUGAUUGCUCCGGCCCCUCCAGCAGGGAUUACACCUACGAAUAACGCUUGUGGAGGUUUCGUAAAGGCCUUCACUUAUGCAGCUGGUGGGCAACAAGUCAUAGUCCUAUGUUCUGAUAGUGGCAAAGGUUCACUGAAAUCAAGUUUGGCAUCACUCGACCAAUUUCGAACAAGUGGAAACUUGAAGAACGAACAGCUUGUUCAGGCAAAGGGGCUUAAUGCCCUGGGCAUGUAUCUGAGCACGAUGAUACUGCAUGAGCUUAUGCACGCUGCCAGCUUCGCGGAGCAGCUAAAAGCACUACAACCUGCACAAUUUCCAGCAAUCCUCCCAGAUCAAGUCAAUAAUCAACCCGUCGGCGAAAUUUACCAGUACACUCCGAUUUCAGGCAAGAAACUCGGCGACCAAACAUCGUCAGGACAGCCAACUGCUAAUAACCUCCAACAUAACGCAGAUAGCUUUGCUUUAUUAGCUGCAAGCUGGUAUUUACCUCCUUAUGCAUGGCUUAAUGGGGAGUGUAAAACUAUAGGAGCACCUAGACAAGCACCAGGUGAAUACCCUGGUUCUCCUACACCUCCCGGGCCAUCAUGAGUUCUUAAAACUGAAUUAUCUUGAACAUCGCGACUUAUUUCCAGUUAUUUGACUUUCGAGUUACUACCCCCUUAUCAGUUGGCCCGGUAAGAGAGGAUAAUGUUAG